GAUUAUUCUUACUUUUAACCUGCUAAAGCGCGAAAUAACCUUGUACACAACAAAACACAAACCCGAAUACUGAUUUUAUCAAAUUUUGACAUGUUUUCUUUUAUAUAAACACCGAUAUUUUAAAUUUUAUUCUAUAAAACUGACAACAUGGUCAGAUUCAAAAACAGGUAUAUUACUGUGGAAAUAAAAAGCCAGACGAACAGAACGUUUAAAAGCAAUGAAAUUACACGCGAGCUGUUUCACAAAGUGAAGGAAGUAUUUGGCGAGUACGGCACUGCUUCGAUACAGAAUGGUUUUUCAGCUUCUUACUGUAAUGAGUUGACAAAUGUAGUGAUCCUAAGGGUGAAGCACGGACCGCACAAAUAUAUCACUACUACGUUACCGCUUAUAACAAAAAUUGGAAAAGACAUUGCCAAGCUCCGUAUCAUCCAUGUCGGAGCAACGCUGCGGCACAGCUACAUGAAUAUUGUUAGGCACCAGAAGACGAAGCUGGAUCGGAUUUUAAAACAAGCCAAAACUGAAGAGGAGAAAGAAGCCCUUGAAGCCAAAGUGCUCCAGAUAAAGGGAAUUCUUCAAAACGCAAAAGACAAUAUAUCUAUGCAAUUGUAAAUAAAAUAAUAUAAUUUUAUUGUUA
Messenger RNA from Cimex lectularius (bed bug), 634 nucleotides. It is a transcript of the gene Pop5, whose product is annotated as ribonuclease P/MRP protein subunit POP5. Gene Ontology annotation, biological process: tRNA 5'-leader removal. The transcript has 4 exons. The record is from RefSeq and is a predicted model, not a curated record. Gene Ontology annotation, molecular function: ribonuclease P RNA binding. Lineage: Eukaryota; Metazoa; Arthropoda; Insecta; Hemiptera; Cimicidae. Bases 148 to 609 code for a protein of 153 amino acids. Gene Ontology annotation, cellular component: ribonuclease P complex.